AUGGCUACUGAAGCAGUGAACCAGCCUGCCCAGAUGGGUACCGACCCCAGCGUUGCCAAUGGCACUGGUAUGGAUGCCCUGAUGGAGGAUGCGAAGAAGCGUGGCUUGCAGGAAGAGAUUUCGCGUCUGACUGAUAACCAUUUGGUCUACACUGAUGCUGCUGGCGGCAAACUCUCGUAUGCACCAGUUGAUUGGAAGAAGCCGGGUCUGAGAAUUCUCGAUUCUGCUACCGCAGACGGUAUCUGGCUGCAGGAUCUUCGCAAGCAAGCUGGUCCUGUUGCUGAUGAGCAAACCUACAUUGGCACUGAUCUAGUCGAGGACUUGUUCCCCAAGCCUCGACCCCACGGAAUUGAGUUCACGAAACAGUCCAUCACAGAGCCAUGGCCCGCUGAGUGGAAAGAGUCCUUCGACCUCGUCCACCAGCGCCAAGUCCUCGGCUUCUGCGGCAACUUCUCCCUCGAGCAAGCCGUCGCCAAUCUCUGCGCCCUCGCCAAACCCGGCGGCUGGGUCGAGCUCGUAGAACUUGACUGCGACCAGAGCCUCCUGGAGGAAGGCACCGCAGCGCACGAGUUCUUCCGUCUUCUUGAGCAGAUCUGGAAGAUCAAGAAGAUGGGCGGCAACUUUGGCCCCAAUCUCAAAGAGUGGAUGGAGAAUGCGGGGCUGGAAGAUGUCCAAGUCGAUGUCUUGCAGUGCAAGGUUGGCGCAAAGGCUAAACCUGAGCUGAAGCAGGCUAGUAUCAACGGCGCAGCGGGUGCGGGGCCGAUGAUUGUGGCUAUGGCACGCACUCUUCCCGAGUUGGAGGGGUUUACUACUGAGCAGCUUGAUACUCUUGAUACUAGAGUUCGCAAGGAGCUUGCUGAGAAGGGGGCUGAGUUUCAGAGCUUUGCUGUCAGGGGUCGUGUUCCUGCCGGAGGAUUGAAGCCUAAGAAGUAG
Molecule: messenger RNA, 933 nt
Organism: Fusarium proliferatum ET1
Lineage: Eukaryota; Fungi; Ascomycota; Sordariomycetes; Hypocreales; Nectriaceae
Exons: 3
Coding region: 1-933 (310 amino acids)
Source: RefSeq, a predicted model, not a curated record